Messenger RNA from Rhodofomes roseus, 549 nucleotides. RefSeq names its product mitochondrial import inner membrane translocase subunit TIM22. Gene Ontology annotation, molecular function: transmembrane protein transporter activity. Gene Ontology annotation, cellular component: TIM22 mitochondrial import inner membrane insertion complex. Bases 1 to 549 code for a protein of 182 amino acids. The transcript has 4 exons. Gene Ontology annotation, biological process: protein insertion into mitochondrial inner membrane. NCBI's taxonomy places the organism in Eukaryota, Fungi, Basidiomycota, Agaricomycetes, Polyporales, Fomitopsidaceae. The record is from RefSeq and is a predicted model, not a curated record.
AUGUCUGCAAAUCCAUUGCUCACGCCAAUAUUUCCAGCAGGGAAAGAGCCGCUUCCACCAGGAGUGACAGAGGAAGAGCGUGAUGCAUACCUGCAAGGCAAGAAGUACCAGGAAUACAUGGCCAUGGGCGCGGAAUCAUGCGUUGCAAAAACAAUGCUUGCUGGCGGGAUGGGUUUCGGUAUCGGCGCGUUCUUCUCCCUCAUGAGCGCCUCGUUCGCGUACGAGGACCCACUCCUCCGCCAAACAACGGGGAAUCUGUCUCGGACGCAGAAGGCCUCGGAGAUCUUUAAGGAUAUGGGCAAGGGUAUGUGGCGGAGUGGGAAAGGGUUUGGGAAGGUUGGUGCGUUGUUCGCGGGCAUCGAAUGCGUGAUUGAGUCGUACCGCGCGAAAAAUGACAUUGUCAAUCCUGUCGUGGCGGGUUUCCUCGCGGGUGGUGUCCUAGCAAGGAAUGCAGGACCAAAAGCAGCAUUCGGAGGAGGCAUCGCGUUCGCAGCUUUCUCCGCAGCAAUAGAUCUGUUUAUGAAACACGAGUCAUCGGACGAAGACUGA